Messenger RNA from Owenia fusiformis, 1771 nucleotides. NCBI's taxonomy places the organism in Eukaryota, Metazoa, Annelida, Polychaeta, Sabellida, Oweniidae. The record is from the annotation of a GenBank genome assembly.
UCUCACUUAUAAUACAACAAUAUUGUCAAUGUAUUUUAAACACUUAACGACACAAAUGAGAACUGUGACGCAAAAGAGAUGUAUUAAUUUGAAGCUUGAAUAUUAACUUCAUCAGCUUAACUUUUAUUUCUUGGUGCAUUCCAAAACAUUGAGGUAAAAACUGACAAGGGAUAAUGGAUAUACUGAGAUGUUAUAUUGGAUUAUGAAUCUAAUGUAUGAUGCCCAGGAUGUACAAGUUUAUGCUUACGAAAAUUAGGUUUAAACACUGAGGCUCAAAAUGUUGUCAAAGACCUGCAUACUGGUUGCCUUGGUAACCGCAGCUAUUGUGAUCAUUGGAAAAUGUGAGAUUGGCAACCCAUCAAAUUAUUAUGUUCAUCAUCCAAAUUGUAGUUUUGCUUGUGAGGAUUCGACGGGAGGCACCCACUGUAUAGAAGGUUACCCAAAUGCCUACUACCAUUGUAUCAAUGGCACAAAAUCCCCGACCCAGUUCUGCCCAGAUGAUCUCAUGUUCAACCCGUUCACACUGCUUUGUGAUUGGCCAUGGAAUGUGACAGCUACGUGCAAUUGUUCUCAAAGUGUCACCCCCAGAGAUCCAAUUGCGGCAUUCCCGUUUCAAACACCACAAGAGACUCGAAGUAUUCAGCAAAACUUUGAUAAUUUGGCCUUGAGGUCUGAUAAUGUGAAUUGUACAGACAGUUGUCCGUUUGAUGGAAUAUUCUGUGUGCCAGGCCUCCCAGCUGCUUAUUACUGGUGUCUAUUUGGGCAGAAGUCACGCGCCACUCUCUGUCCCCCAGGAUUAUUUUUUCACCCUGUUUACCAUUACUGUGACUAUGAGGAACAUGUCAAUGUGAAUUGUACAUGUCCCGAGAAUGAACCAACAUACGCUUUCUAUUGUUCCAAUGCCUGCCCUACAGAUGGAUGGUACUGUGACCCUUACAAUCCCCAUGCAUACUACCAAUGUAUAGAUGGCAUCCCCCUCCCGUCCCAAUACUGCCCCUACUUCCUCGUUUUCAAUCAAACCAGCGAAAGAUGUGACUUCGAUGCCCCUACGUGUUCUUGUCCUGAUGGAUAUAAUCCUUUAACUGACACAUUCAAUUCUGCUUUUUUAAGAAGUAUAAAUGGUAGUCUGAAUGCAACAGAAUUGAACAGCACUGAUGUCCAGGUGUCAAUUGUGAAAGGGUUCCGUGAUGCAGCGCCCCCUGCAGUUGUUCAAGCAAAAGCCCCUGUUGCGGCAGCCUCUGUUGUAAGAGUUGGGGGAUCCAGUAGCGGUUUUGGAUUCUUGGAAUCAGAUUAUCACUCUGGAUAUCGAAAUUCAGGUUUUGGCCAUAGAAAUUCUGGAUAUGGACAUAGUUCUGGACAUGGUCAUGGAAAUUCUGGACAUAGACACAGAAAUUCUGGAUAUGGAAAUUCUGGACAUAGUCACCGAAGUUCUGGAUAUGGACAUGGUAGUUCUGGACAUAAGCAUGGACAUUCUGGACAUAGUCACCGAAGUUCUGGAUAUGGACAUGGUAGUUCUGGACAUAAGCAUGGACAUUCUGGACAUAGUCACCGAAGUUCUGGAUAUGGUCAUGGAAAUUCUGGAUAUGGUCAUGGAAAUUCUGGACAUAGUCACAGAGGUUCUGGAUAUGGACAUGGAAAUUCUGGACAUAGUCACAGAAGUUCGGGACAUGGGGAUUCAAAUCAUGGAUAUAGGAGUCAGCAUUCUGGACAUAGUGUCAAUCAUUACACUGGAAUCAAAGAUGGCCAAAUAGGACAAAUAAACCAUGGCUAA